AUGCUACAGGUGUCCCAGUUACUACAGCUGUCCCAGAUGCUACAGGUGUCCCAGAUGCUACAGGUGUCCUUGAUGCUACAGCUGCCCCAGUUACUACAGGUGUCCCAGGUGCUACAGGUGUCCCAGUUACUACAGCUGCCCCAGGUGCUACAGGUGUCCCAGAUGCUACAGCUGCCCCAGAUGCUACAGGUGUCCUUGAUGCUACAGCUGCCCCAGUUACUACAGGUGUCCCAGUUGCUACAGCUGCCCCAGGUGCUACAGGUGUCCCAGAUGCUACAGGUGUCCCGGAUGCUACAGCUGCCCCAGUUACUACAGGUGUCCCAGGUGCUACAGGUGUCCCAGUUACUACAGCUGCCCCAGGUGCUACAGGUGUCCCAGAUGCUACAGCUGCCCCAGAUGCUACAGGUGUCCUUGAUGCUACAGCUGCCCCAGUUACUACAGGUGUCCCAGAUGCUACAGCUGCCCCAGAUGCUACAGGUGUCCUUGAUGCUACAGCUGCCCCAGUUACUACAGGUGUCCCAGUUGCUACAGCUGCCCCAGGUGCUACAGGUGUCCCAGAUGCUACAGCUGCCCCAGAUGCUACAGGUGUCUCAGAUGCUACAGGUGUUCCAGAUGCUUCAGCUGCCCCACUGCCCCAGAUGCUACAGGUGUCCCAGGUACUACAUGUGUCCCUGGUGCUACAGCUGCCCCAGAUGCUACAGGUGUCCCAGUUACUACAUGUGUCCCAGUUACUACAUGUAUGCUACAGGUGUCCCAGUUACUACAUGUGUCACAGAUGCUACAGGUGUCCCAGUUGCUACAGCUGCCCCAGAUGCUACAGGUGUCCCAGGUACUACAUGUGUCACAGAUACUACAUGUGUCCCUGGUACUACAGGUGUCCCAGAUGCUACAGGUGUCCCAGUUGCUACAGUUGUCCCUGGUGCUACAGGUGUCCCGGGUACUACAUGUGUCCCAGGUGCUACAGCUGCCCCAGUUGCCACAGGUGUCCCUGGUACUACAGGUGUCCCGGGUACUACAGGUGUCCCAGUUGCUACAGCUGCCCCAGAUGCUACAGGUGUCCCAGUUACUACAGGUGUCCCUGGUGCUACAGGUGUCCCAGUUACUACAUGUGUCCCAGAUGCUACAGGUGCCCCAGAUGCUACAGCUGCCCCAGGUACUACAGGUGUCCCUGCUGCUACAGGUGUCCCAGCUGCUACAGGUGUCCCAGUUGCUACAGGUGUCCCUGGUGCUACAGCUGCCCCAGAUGCUACAGGUGUUCCAGCUGCUACAGGUGUCCCAGUUGCUACAGGUGUCCCUGGUGCUACAGGUGUCCCGGGUACUACAGGUGUCCCAGUUGCUACAGCUGCCCCAGAUGCUACAGGUGUCCCAGUUACUACAGGUGUCCCUGAUGCUACAGGUGUCCCAGUUACUACAUGUGUCCCAGAUGCUACAGGUGCCCCAGAUGCUACAGGUGUCCCAGUUACUACAGGUGUCCCAGUUGCUACAGGUGUCCCUGGUGCUACAGGUGUCCCAGUUACUACAUGUGUCCCAGAUGCUACAGGUGCCCCAGAUGCUACAGGUGUUACAAAUUUCCAGUUCAUCAAAUUAUGUUUUAUUUCUCACAUUUUAAUGUUCAUACAAAAUAAAAAUGAAAAGGCUUUGUGCAGAUGGUGUAGACAUGUGACCAGCACACUAGGUGACAUCAGCAGCAGC
Molecule: messenger RNA, 1692 nt
Organism: Fundulus heteroclitus (mummichog)
Lineage: Eukaryota; Metazoa; Chordata; Actinopteri; Cyprinodontiformes; Fundulidae
Product: protein FAM186A-like
Exons: 4
Source: RefSeq, a predicted model, not a curated record